Molecule: messenger RNA, 3451 nt
Organism: Dunckerocampus dactyliophorus (ringed pipefish)
Lineage: Eukaryota; Metazoa; Chordata; Actinopteri; Syngnathiformes; Syngnathidae
Product: peroxisomal succinyl-coenzyme A thioesterase-like
Exons: 12
Coding region: 361-1818 (485 amino acids)
Biological process (GO): acyl-CoA metabolic process; fatty acid metabolic process
Molecular function (GO): fatty acyl-CoA hydrolase activity
Source: RefSeq, a predicted model, not a curated record
CUCGUAGUCAGCGAGGAUCUCUUUGUCCUUCUUGUUCUUGUUGGAGUUGGACAUCUCGCCUCAGAUCAUGUGACCACCCUGGACCGUCCAAACACUUUUAAAGGUUCCAGGCUGCUUCUUCGCCCUCCAGCAUGCUCGCUACAUCCGCCACUGCCGCAGCAGACCCUCGCUUUGGCCCCCAGCACCUCCACGCUGACGAGGAGGAGGAGGAAGUGGAGGGCACGGGAGGGGGAGCAAUGAGCCGCGACGGCGUGUGACGUCACGAUCAGCACAAAUGAGCAAAAUCGCGUGAACGCGCCAACCUGCCGGUACGCCCACUGGCAGCCGCGCACACGCACAUAUGCAUGCUGUGCACGCACCAUGCACCAUGUUGCCGUCGUCACCUUCAAGGCGGGAGAUAAGGGAGGAGCAGACCCACGCCUCAUGACAGCUCAGGGUAGCAGGGGCAUGCUGGAGCCUAUCCCAACUGACUUCGGGCGACAGGCGGGGUACACCCUGAACUGCACCCCCCUCUGCAGACGAGCGUCUGCCAUGUCCCAGGGUGCGUGGCCGCUGCUGUCCGUCAAGCCCACCCGGGCCCUGGUGGAUGAGGCAUUCAAGGUGCUGGUAGAGAAUCUGCCACCAGGAGCUCCAGUGACCCUGCGCUCCCUCCACCAGUCGGAGGACAGAGACUACUGGGAGGCUUAUGGCCACUACAUCAGCACCUCCACAGGAGUGGUGUCUGUCACAGAUGACUUGAGCUUAGGAGGAACUUACCAAGGAAGAGAAGCCAUGGGUUUGCUGUGGAGCAUGCAGCCUGUCCCUGGCAGCCGUACGGGCCUCAGGUUGCGGAAGAUGAACGUCCGCAGCCCCAUGCUGGUCUCCAUCUCUGUCUACGGUGGCCAUGUUAGCGAAGACUUCAGCCAGCGACCUCCUCUGGCCACCGUGCUCACAGAGAGGUGGUACAUGGCGCCGGGGGUCCGCAGGCUGGACAUCAAGGACAGAGGGGUACGGGGGACCCUCUUCAUCCCUUCAGGUCCAGGACCUUUCCCGGGUAUGCUGGACAUGUGGGGGGGCGGCGGGGGGCUUCUGGAGUAUCGCUCAGCCUUGCUGGCGUCGCACGGCUAUGCCUCUUUGGCGUUGGAGUAUUUUCUCCCCGGAGAGCUGGCAUCGGCUGACCUAGAGCUGGCCUACUUUGAAAAGGCCUUUGAAAUCGUCACGCACCAUCCUGCCAUCAUCCCGAGCAGGGUGGGAAUAUUGGGCCUUUCCCUGGGCACCAUAGUCGCCAUGUAUUUGGCAUCUGAGAGCACCGUAAAGCCCACAUGUUGUGUUUGCAUCAGCGGCGGCCAUUUUUUCCCACGCGGCAAAACCCUGAGUGCAGUCCACCAAAUGGUCUACGGGGACAUUGAAAAGCUCCACAUGGAUGACAAGCACAAUCUGAUCUGGCGAGACAUCAUGACCAUCUCCAGCGACCUCUCCUGGAAACUGGACGUGAGGAGAAUCAACUGUCCUGUCAUGUUGGUUAACGGCCUCGAUGACCAGAAUACACCUACUGUGGAGUUUGCAGAGGAUAUUUUCCAGAUGAUGCGUUCAGUUGGUAAAGAUCACCUGUUGACGCGUCUGGAGUACCCUGACACUGGACACCUGAUCGAGCCGCCCUAUUCGCCUCACUUCAGAGCCACCAACUUCAUAUGGGACAGCAAAAAGGGCAAAGUGUCCAUACUGUGGGGCGGACAAACCAAACCACACUCAGACGCACAGGAGGACUCGUGGAAGAAGAUCUUGGCGUUUCUGCAGUAUCAUCUCUACUCCAGACAGAGUCCAAGAGCCAGGAUGUGAAGCAGGGCCUCACACUAAAGUGUGGGACCACCAGGUGGUGGGAUGUUUCCUCUUAGCUGAUCAUGGACACCAUCUUCUUCAUGUGUUGCUGUGGACACAAAGGCAUGAGUUUGUGCUGAGGAAAUGAGAUCUACAAGUUCAAUGUGGUUCUUCUACUACUCUGGGCUUGUCCCAUCAGGGACUUGCACAGCGGAUCACGUCUUUCCAUCUUCCUCUUAGGCCUGCCACCUGCAUGUCCUCUCUAACCACAUCUAGAAAUAUCCUCUUUGGUCUUCCCCUCCUUCUCUACCCUGGCAGCCCCAUCUCCAGCAUCCUUCUACCAGUAUAAUCCCAAUCCCUCUUUCUCACAUGGCCAAACCAUCUCAUUCUCUUACCAUGAUGUCGAACUCGGGCAGUUCCUCUGAUCUGCGCUUUUUUCCAUCCUUGUCACCCCCAACAAUAAUCUUCAGCAGUUUCAGAACAUCUUCAGCCUAAUGUUUAUGACUGCCAAACUAGAGUUUUGCCAGCACUUUUUCCACAUUUGUGAAAUAGAUGCAUGUUUCCUCCAAGUUAUACACACAACAGCCGAUAAAGUCAACCAUGUUUGCAAUGUAUUCCAAAUAAAAAGCAAACAGAAUAGAAAUCACAUGUGCAUAAAUAUUCACAGCCUUUGCUCAGCACUUUGUUGAUACACAUUUGGCAGCUCUUACAGCCUCAGGUCUUUUGGAAUACGAUGCCACAAGCUUGGCACAGCUGUCUUUGGGCAUUCCUUUUUGCAGCACCUGUAAGGCUUCAUCAGGUUGGAUGGGACGUGUCACGUGUAUGCAUCUCUCCAGGGAUGUUCAGGACGAUUCAAGUCUGGAGUCUGGCUGGGCCACUCAAGGACAUUUCCAUACUUUUUUUUCGAUCUUGGCUGUGCUUAGGAUUGUUCAGCCCAGUCCGAGGGCAAGAGUGCUCUGAAGCAGGUUGUCACUUAGAUUUUUAUUGAACAUUUUUCUUCAAACAGAAACAAAAAAACAAGCAUUCUUUUCGUAACAGCCAUUUUUGUUUCUCAGUUCAAGUUACACUUGCUAAGAAGGUACAUAUUGUACUAGUGGAUCUCAAGGAAGUUCUAAGGAGAGCUUCCAAAUGCAAAAAGAAGAAAUGAGAGUGAGACCAAGCUGUUAAAAAGAAAAUAGCUUAAUCCUGAGUGCGCCCCUAAGCCACAGUUUGUCAUUACUCUUUUUUUCAGAAAUUGAUUUAUAUUUUUGGAGAGUGUUGCAGGGUUUUUUGCGCUGUGCUCUUCAACUUUCCUCUCACUCCCAUUUCUCCUUUUUGCAUUUUGAAGCUCUACUUAGAAGCACCUUGAGAUCCAACAGUAGAAAAUGUACAUCCUUGCCAUUUUUCUUAAGAUUUGGAUGAGGAGUGUGAGUAAGAUUUGGAUGUUCUGGUUGAUGGGUCAUCUUCUAUGGUUCAAUACAGUGGUUGAUAAAUGUAGAUGGAAGCAUGAAAACUGUUCAUUUGCAUAGAGAGGGCACACUGUCAGAAGCAGGAAGUGUGUGCAGGAUGAAGGUCACCAACUCCUGCAGCAUGUGGAGGGUGGUCCUGCUGAUGAGGUAGUGAGGGGGGAGCUUCUCUUGGACACACGACAGUUUCACAAAGUACCUGCCAGGGG